AUGGCAGGCGAGGCGGCAGAGAAGGCUGCGUUCCUGCUGGGAAAUGAGAGCAAACUGCUGAGACGUCAGAAUCAUGAGCUGAAAACAGCGCUAAAGCAGCAGGGAGGACGGGGAGCGAGCAGGAGGGACGUGUACGAGGAAACAGUCAUGUUCAUGGACAGGUUCCUGACGGUAGGAGAGCUAGUAGAAGAGAGUGAAGCACUGCACGAGAGGAUGAGGGAGUGCGAAGAGAGAGAGGAGAGGAGAGAGCGGGAGCUGGCGCAGGCAAGAUAUGGGGCGAAGCAGGUGGAUGGGAUAGUAGAAAAGGUUCAGCUGCGAGUUGACGAGGUUGAGAAGACGAUGAAGAGGCUGCAGACUGAGACGACAAGACAGAAAUCCAAGUCUCAAAAUCACCACUUGGAUGAAUCGACAACGGUGCCGUAUCACGAGCAAAGAUGGCUGAUAGAACGAAGUGCUUUCGAAGACAAGAUUGAAGAAUUGGAAAAGACUGUUACGGGCAUGUUUGCUGAGAUCCAAGCAAAGAGCUACAAAGUCGACAAACUGACAAAAGAGAUUGAAUCAAUGAAGAAAGAUGCGACCAGAAGAGAAGAAUAUUGCCAGGAGUUAUCCAAGAAGUUUAUGUCACAGGAAAUAACCAAGAACGAGCAGCAAAAAUCAACUGCCGAUCUUGCAUUGCGCUAUCAAGAGCUGCUCGAGGAGCAUUCAUGGGUCAAGAAACUGCAUGCGGUUGCCGAGGAUCAGAUAGUUCGCCUCCACGAAGAGCUUCAUGAUGCAAAUAUGACGAUGAAGGAGCGAGAAGCAAACAAGAUAGAGAUUAUGUCAAAGACAAAUAGAAUGAUUGUCGACGUCGAAGAAGCGAAGAUAAUGCAAGAACAAUUGCUACAAACAAAGCAGCAAUUGAACAAUGAGAUGGGGUUGAAACAGAUGCAAGUUGAGGAGACAAGAAAAACGUUGAUCAGAUACAACGAGCUGAACAUGGAAAUGAAGAUGACACAGAAUGAUAUUGACAUGAUGGAUAGGCUCAAAUUGAACAUCUGA
This is a messenger RNA of Guillardia theta CCMP2712, 1038 nucleotides long. RefSeq lists its product as hypothetical. The transcript is spliced from 15 exons. Lineage: Eukaryota; Cryptophyceae; Pyrenomonadales; Geminigeraceae. The record is from RefSeq and is a predicted model, not a curated record. Bases 1 to 1038 code for a protein of 345 amino acids.